AUGGAUACAGGCAAUGUUCCCUCCGAGCUGUGGAUGGAUAUCUUCGAGCUGUUACCCAGCCCUUCCGACCUCUACAGCAUCACACAGACAUGCAAGCGAUUCCACGCCCUGGCAGUCCGAGCCAUACACCGCCAUGUUAUUUGGAGGAGUGCCCGCCAGGUUGAGAACAAUCUUCCGGUAUGGAACUUCCAUCAAGGCAUGGACGUGACCAUCCAUACACUCGAGCUUGGUGUGUCAGUACGCCCCCCUGCAGUGCCAGACAAUUUACCAGUGCCGACCAACCCGCCGCUGUGGCCCUUUCAACCUGUGAACCAUCCUAUGGCUUUCGCCCUCCGUUUGCACAAUACCAUCUCAUACCAUCGGCUAGACUUGGAACGUUUCUCGUCUCAGACUCUACAUGCCGCUAUGCUACAGCGUAUAUUCACAUUCGUCAACCUCCAUAAACUUGUAUUUUCGAAUGUCAUAUUUUCAGAUGACCACUUCGCUAUCAUACACGCUCUUCCCCAGCUUCGGACGCUCCGCAUCGACCAUUGCAUCAUGCCCAGUCCCCAUCAACUACAGCAGUACGACCACGCGACACUCCCGAUUACUGACCUCAUCCUACUUAACUGGCGCCGCCAAGUCUCGGAGCACCACGGAGAAGUCUUGGUUGAGGAAGACAUGACACCUGUACUGAAUCUCGCGCUUGCACAGAAUUUGCAUACUCUCCGGGUCGACUCGACCGCAGAUGUCUUCCGCUACGUCUUUCACUGGCACAUCGACGCGCAGGCCCCGCUGAACGAUAUCCCACCACACCUCGAGCGGCUGUAUGUGCAGCGCAAACAGCUGCUGCAACCGUCCGUACCGGGCGAGUCGACGUUCCCAGACACGAGCCUCUACUCGUUUCUACAGCGCGCGCAUACGCUCACAACGUACUCGACGUUCCAUCCCGCGCCCCAGCACCAGCAUUUAAUGCCGGACACCCUCCCGCUCCUGCGCUGUUACUCUGGUCCCGUCGAGAGCAUCGCGGGCAUCCUCCCCGGGCGGCCUCUCGAAGCAGUUCAGCUGCUCUCGUGUGUGCAUGGCCAGAGUGGCGUGCACAACCACCGCGACGGGAUCCCUGCGCUGACGGCCGUCGCAGAAGAGUCGCCCGAGCUGCUGAUGCUCUCGGUAGAGUUCUCGACAUGGGAUGACGAGAUAAUGCACGCGAUCUGUGCAUUGUUCCCGAAGCUCCGCCGGCUGAAAAUCACGUACGAGGGUGCAGGCCCGAGCGAGUUGACGAUGGUGACAAUGGGCCCAGAGUUCCUGUCGCGUCUGCCGGAUUUACACACCCUACAGCUCUUCACGCUGUCCAAUGAAGGUGGCUCGCGGCUCAAGUAUCCUGCAUACCUGUUUGAUCCAUCGUAUGAGUCCGUGGAGGAGGAGAUGCGCAACCUGGUUAUCCCGUGGAAUCGAUGGUGCCCCGCCCUGCGCGAGGUGCAGCUCGCGUCGGGAUACACGCUGCUAAGGGGCUUUACGGGUGGGUAUUGGCAAAUACAACGGCUCAAGAGGGCUGAAGAAAUAGAAGAAUUUUACUAUUGA
Molecule: messenger RNA, 1560 nt
Organism: Fibroporia radiculosa
Lineage: Eukaryota; Fungi; Basidiomycota; Agaricomycetes; Polyporales; Fibroporiaceae
Exons: 2
Coding region: 1-1560 (519 amino acids)
Molecular function (GO): protein binding
Source: RefSeq, a predicted model, not a curated record